AUGCAUCUUUCUACUUCGCUUUUCGCCACCGUCCUUGCCUUUGCGGCAUUCGACCAGGCGGCUGCUAUUUGCUACUGGGACUCUUGCUGCUACACCAACACAAACGGCCCUGGAGCUUGCCCGCCGCAACUCUGGAAGGUCUCCUUUACCUCAUCGUACUGCGCGGUAUCAAUUUGCCCUCUUCCGUGCACCAACCUCGCCGAUGGCUCCGCCUGCGACUGCUGCGAUAUUGCGACCGGAAAAUGCAGGAAGUGCUAG
Molecule: messenger RNA, 258 nt
Organism: Colletotrichum graminicola M1.001
Lineage: Eukaryota; Fungi; Ascomycota; Sordariomycetes; Glomerellales; Glomerellaceae
Exons: 4
Coding region: 1-258 (85 amino acids)
Source: RefSeq, a predicted model, not a curated record